AUGUCGAAACUCAGAACACCAUACCAAUGCCUCAAACAAUGUGGUAACUAUCUUGUAGCAGCUCGAGGCUCAAGCAUAGAUACCUUUGAUAUAAAAGAUGGUUCAUACCUUUCAACAUGGAAGUCUCCAGCGCCAGAAAGUACGAAUGCAUUGAAGACAACUGGAGAAGAGACGCAAACCAAAAGUGAGGAGCAGAACCCAGAAACAUCUACUCCAGAUGCCCCAUUGGAAUCGUCAACCCCGCCAGCAAAGAGACGGAAGUUAUCCGUUAGCGAGGAAAAGGAAGAGAAGAUUGUUGUCGUACAGCAAUUGAAGAAGAAAGCGAAGAAUACACCACCAAAGAUUAUUGAACCUUCACCCAUUACUGCUUUAACUAUCACAAAAGACCUCCAGCACGUGAUUGCAGUUACAGGCGAGGACAAAACCAUCAGAGUGUUGGCAUGGGAGGAUACAGUAGGCAAAGGAUUAAAGCAGAUCAGUGAUCGUACUAUGCCCAAACGACCUUGUGCUCUUGCCACUACCGAUGACUGCAGUACCAUAAUCAGCGCUGAUAAAUUUGGGGAUGUGUAUUCUCUUCCUCUCAUCCCUUCUCCUUCAGUUCCAUCCGCUAAAGAAGAUGUUUCUGCCGAAAAGCAAGCUCCAAAGAAGUUCCAGCCUUCAGCCAGUGCCUUGACAGUACAUUCCGUGCGCAACUUAAAAGCCCUUGAGGCUCAAAAGAAACAGACCAACAAAGUGUCUGAGAAAACCGGUCCAGAUUUUGAGCACAAACUUCUCCUUGGACAUGUUUCUAUGUUGACAGAUAUCGUGACGGCUUCCGUGUCAGGUCGCCACUACAUUCUUACAGCUGAUCGUGACGAGCAUAUUCGUGUUAGUCGUGGAAUUCCUCAAUCGCACGUCAUUGAGGGAUUCUGUCUCGGACACAUUGAAUAUGUUAGUCGUUUAUGUAUUCCUUCUACAAGACCAGAAACUCUUAUUUCUGGCGGCGGAGAUGACGACCUACACGUUUGGAACUGGCUCGAUGGAUCUUUACUAUCGAAAGUAGAUCUCAAGUCUCAAAUUGAAGCAUUUGGCCCAGAAACCACCAAAGACGAACCCGAGACCGAGUCUAAGAAGGUUGCAGUGACGGGUAUUUAUCACGCUAGAGAUGAAACAUCUGAUCGAGACAUCGUGUGUCCCUGCCGCCUUCAUUUAUACUCUCACGCCUUCCAACCAACUCAUACAUACUCAAACCAUCACCCUACCAGGCAAUGCGCUCUCUUGCACCCUCAGCAAUCCCACCCCUCAUCUCCAUUCUCCCUCAUAAUCUCCAUCGACAACAUCCACGAAUCCGGUUCCAUCAUCGCCGUAAAGGACGACAACUCACCCAUCGCAAGUCCUCUGCAAUUCUUCAAAUACGAAAGUGAGAAAUUUGUUAAUGUGCAAUUGGAAGGAUAUGUAUCGCAAGAUAGCGAGGGUAUUUUGGAUGCAGAGAAGAAGAAUAAGUUAGGUGGUCUCUUGUAUAAUAUUGGAAAUUUGAGAAAGAUGGAGGAUGAGGAAUAA
Molecule: messenger RNA, 1539 nt
Organism: Botrytis fragariae
Lineage: Eukaryota; Fungi; Ascomycota; Leotiomycetes; Helotiales; Sclerotiniaceae
Product: putative trna methyltransferase protein
Exons: 3
Coding region: 1-1539 (512 amino acids)
Biological process (GO): RNA (guanine-N7)-methylation
Cellular component (GO): nucleus; cytosol; tRNA methyltransferase complex
Molecular function (GO): protein binding; tRNA (guanine(46)-N7)-methyltransferase activity
Source: RefSeq, a predicted model, not a curated record